AGCUAUUACAAAAUCUCACUUAGGUAUUACAAAAUAACAAUAUUGACAUGGAGUAAUAUAAGCCUGAUAAUAUAGUUAUAUAGCCGUCUGUCUUCGGUUAUCGAAAGAAUAUAUUGAUAAAACCAUGGUUUGGCGUCCAUUUGUACGACAUUUGACCCAGUCCAGUGUCCGUCUAAAUGACCAGUGUGGGAGACUCAACAGUACGUGGACAGUGGGUAUCCUUGUCCUGUUUGCAGUGUUGACGUAUGGUUUUCAGUUUUCGCAGGACGAUUUAGUUUCGUGUUGGACACCACAACAAUUCACACAUCAAAUGGUUGCAUAUACCAACAGAAUUUGUUCUGAUACCAGUACCUAUUACGUGCCUAUGUUCGAGGAUAUUCCUAUUAGACCACAUUUAAGGGAAACAAAAGUAUCUUCAAAAGAGUUCAAAUGGCGAUGGCUUCCUCUCAUCCUCCUCAUACAGGCACUGCUGUUCAAACUUCCGGAUCUUGUCCUAUCGGUAGGACAGGGCCUAGUGGGAUUCAGAUUUACAAAGAUAUCAGGACUUACAGAUGGCUACGAGACACUUAAUAUGGCCGACCGAGCCCAAAUGGGGAGACAAGUUGGACGGUACAUGAAGAGCUGGAUUGACUCCACUGUAUUGAAAGGUUGUCCAUGGGGAUGGCUAACAUUGCUAUUUCUGUUCACGAAACUUUUGUACUUCAUCAACAUCGUCACACAAGUAUCUGUUAUGAAUGGCCUUCUGAAAUCUGAAAACCACUCUUCUUUUGGAAAACAGGUACUGAAUGAUAUCGUUGGCAAUGAAACGGUCGAAUGGCAUUCGUUUGAUUCUUCACCUGACCACAUAAUAAUGUGUGAUUUUCAAAUCCGAUUAAUGAGCAACGUACAAAGAUAUACAGUACAGUGUGUCCUCAGUAACACAGAUAAUAUCAUGCACUACUACAAGAUGAUGUUGAGUUUCCUAUGGCUGUGGUUAGUAGGGGUAACAGUUAUAACCACGAUCAGUGGUGUAAUACAGCUACUUACAGUCCUGGUGCCAGUCUUUAGGAAACGAUAUAUCAAGAGUUACCUGUAUAUGUCAAAGGAAGUGUCCCCAUCUCCAUCAGACAACGAUAUUAGCCGAUUUGCGGGGUCAGAAAUAACAGAAGACGGUGUGUUCAUAUUGAAAGCGAUUGGGGAGGCAUCUUCUGAACACCUGGUCAGGGACGCGGUCAUCUACCUGUGGCAUUCCACACAUGAUCAACACAGCUCUGUUCCUCAGGGACCACCAGAACACGGUGGUCCUCCACCGUACUUAACCCAGGGGCCGUAUGUACCGGGUCAGACCUACGGGCCAGGAGGGACAGUAUUAUCUCCUCCUCCAACGGCUCCUCAACAGGUUAGAUACCGACCUCAGACGGGUACUGAGGCUGUCCCGCUAAUGCCUAAUCCGCCAAUGUAAAAUACGAGUGUUACAGUUUCGUAGAGACAAACCAUAGCUUGCUUAACGCGAAUAAAGUAAUCAUAAAUGUUGUUGUUAAUAAUAUUGAUACUAAGUCAUUUUAAUCAAUCCAAGUGUUAUGGUGUAGUCAAGGUUGUAUGAGUGUGUAACCAGUACUACAUAGCCAAUGAAUAAAAGUUACCAGUACAAAAACAUUCAAUCUCUUCUACCCAGAACUUAAUAACACAAUGACUGAAAAAAAUACUCCAUAAAUUGGCACACAAAGGAUCAAAAUAAUUACCAAGUAACAAGGUACUAUGCAUAAAACGACAAAACCAAAAAACAGUUGUGUGAAUAUAAUGUACCACGUGGUUCUAAGUUUCUCAGACUGUUAUCCAAUUCGAAUAGUGUUUAAACAUCAAUAAUCGUUAAAAUUUGUAUUGGAAUUCCCGAAUGAUAUAUUUGACGGUACAAUAUAUAAUACAUUCAGGCCAGAGGGGUAUAGAAAGCUGAUGGAUGCAUUAAAUCAAGGAGAAAGGAGAUAAUUACAGUUCUAUAUUCCAGCAUAUGUCUGAAAUGAGAUAAUCUUGAAAUUGUGAUUCCAAUAUUGACUUCCGUUUUUGUUUCAUUUCGAACCUGACUCGGAAAAUACGAAUUGUUUACAAAAUAUUAUAUUUCUUUCACUUAUUAGCACUGCUGAAUAUUUGUAUUCUUACUGAAUCUCAAACAAAUUCGCCAUUUUUUUCAAACAUUUGGUAUACAUUUUAAAACAAUUGAAUAUAUAUUAUGUACUACAGUAUACAAAGUACAUGACUAUAAAAUACUGUUGUUUGCCUUUUGUGAUUUUAUCACGAAAUGUGUAUGUUUUGUAAAUAUCUACAAUGUUUUGCUAACAAUACUGUGCAUGUACAUGAAUGUUUUAUAUUUAAUUGAUAAAAUAAACUUUAGAUUUCACUUUUUAGAAAUUAA
This is a messenger RNA of Pecten maximus, 2389 nucleotides long. RefSeq names its product innexin unc-7-like. The transcript has 3 exons. The record is from RefSeq and is a predicted model, not a curated record. NCBI's taxonomy places the organism in Eukaryota, Metazoa, Mollusca, Bivalvia, Pectinida, Pectinidae. The coding region runs from base 125 to 1441 and encodes 438 amino acids.